UUUCUGUUCGGACAGUCUUACAUAGCUUACGUAUUACUCCAUUUGUACCACAACUAGUUCUUCGUUGGAAAACUAAUAUUUCAAGCUUCUAAAUGUGCAAGGAUGACGUCAUUCCCUGUGCCAACAAUAUACGAAGUUGUAUCAGAGAUUCCGGAAAUUCGUUCUUCUUCUUCUUCUCCCGGUGCAAAAAAGACAGAAAUUCCUUCUUCGGCAACAUGGGAAAACAAGCUUGACCUAUCAGAGUUAAAUACUUCAGAAACUAAUGUCCAGGCGACUGUCCAGUCAGAACAUUACUCUUAUAUCGAUCAUGAUAAUUCCGAAACAGAAUGCAUUCUAGAUGAACAAAAUUUACCCGAUCAAUCAGAAUCGUCUUCUUUACUAAUUGAGGGACUUGAAAACAAGAAAAAACGAUGCCUUACGAAACGUCAGUUUGUAAUUUUAUCUCAAAUCACUUUCGCUUUCACCUGUCAAGCUAGCUGCUACGCUCUUCUUGUCCCCUUCUUCUCUAAAGAGGCAGAGAGAAAGCAAGUAACACCAACACAGUAUGGAUUUCUUUAUGGAGUGUUUUUCUUGGUUAUAUUUUUUCUCUCUCCAGUCAUUUUCAAAAUGGUACCAAAAAUGUCACCAAAAUUUUUGUUGAACUCUGGGGUAUGUUUAGGUGGAGGCGCUACGAUAUUCCUUGGCACUCUAAUACAGUCCCCACCUGGAGCCACAUUUUUAGCAUUAUUCUUUGUGGGAAGGAUUGUUCAGGCUAUCGGAUCUGCAUCUCUGUUCACUUUAGGCUAUGCCAUCAUUGCUGACGAAUUUACUGAACAUCGUGCAACAGCUAUGGCCUCCCUUGAUAUGUUCUAUGGUUUUGGGGUCACUGUUGGACCUGCUAUUGGAGGUGCCCUCUAUGAGGUUGGAGGUUACAUGCUACCGUUUUUCUUCAUUGGAGGGAUUAUGUUGUGUUUAUUUGCAAUUAUGGUCUACUUCUUACCGGAUACAAAAUACGCCGUUCAAGAGAACAAAGAUGGACUUUUGAAGAUUAUUCUCAACCCUUCUUUUAUUGUGGCUAUGAUAAAUGUUUUAACAGGCUUCCUUAUCGUGGGCUUUAAUGAGGCUACCCUGGAACCCCACAUUAGACAGUUUAAUCUAACUUCGUCUGUUGUGGGACUGAUAUUUAUUGUUUCUGGAGGAAUAUUUGCUGUUGGUACCCUUGUCUGGGGACACGUUUAUGACAAAAAUCCUGAUUCUUACUUUCCCUUAUAUAUAUCCAGCAUUGUCUGCAUAGCAAGUUUUUUAUUUCUUGGACCUGCACCUUUUCUUCCUCUGAAAAUGACAAUCUACUUGGUAAUUCUUGCUCAAGUUCUUCUUGGAAUUGGAGCGGGAGGAAAAGUAAUCAUAGGAUUCAACCAUGCUUUACGAAUAACUCUAUUACGAGGAUUCCCAAAUGACGUCACAACCAUAUCGAUUGUUUCAGGACUCGUUAAUAGUGCGAUUGCUCUUGGCGGUUUUGUUGGACCAUCUCUAGGGGGCGCACUUCUCGAACAAAUGGGUUUCGAAAAUGGAACUAUGGUUUUGCUGGGAUUUGAGUUGGCAGUAUUGGUGAUAACUAUCCUACAUUCUGCAUGGGGUGCAACUGCCAGAAUUUGUGGAAAAUCGGAAAAACUGGAAACUUUCACGUCAGAUGAUUAUGCACUGACUGUGAUUGGUAAUUCUUGUUCGUGCUGUUCUUGGAAUCGGAGUGGGAGGAAAAGUUAUCAUAGGAUUCCACUACGCCUUGAAAAUAACACUGAAUAAGAUGCAUGUAUUCGGCCGUUGGAUGAAAAUAACAAUAUCAAUGUACGAGUAAAAAGUAUCUAAAUUAAGUAUGUAACGCUCUAUUUUAUAUCGUAUUUUUUUACACUUUUCUUCUGUAUAUACUCAGGCUACUGCAUUAUCCGUUAAAAAACAUUAAAUUAAAUAAUUAACACGUCCUGUGGAGUAACGUCUUAUUUGUGGUUAUUACCAAUGCCAGUGUUUCUAUUGCCAUUAUGGUGUUUUCCUUUUAUAUAAACUAAAUAUAUUUAGUUUAUAGGGAAGUUCCUUAGGCAUAAAUUAAGAUGUUCAUUUUCGUAGUCAUUUGUAACGUAGUACAUUCGUUACAGGCCUAAACAAUUAGCACCUAUAGUCCUUUUGUAUUGAUCAGACACUGCUACGGAAAUUAAUGCCAUAUAACAGAUUUAGGAAGUUCGAAAUUAUAGUUUCUAAUUUCUUUGUAUCUAUACUAAUAAAACGGCCUGUGGGUGUGUUUCUGUGUCGGUCAGUCUGCGCUAUAGCUCCAAGAGGAAAUAAACCAGAGACCUGAAUCUUUGCAUGCAUACUAAGGGAAUUCUGAGGGUGACACUUGGGUAUUAUUUUUUUCUCAAAAACAUUUUAGCCUGUAAUUUUGCCCUAUAGCCAUAAAAAAGAAAGUAGAAUAUGCUGCCAUCUGUCGCUUGAUACAACAAAUUUUUAAAGAAUCAUUUUUUAUCUAAA
This is a messenger RNA of Limulus polyphemus (Atlantic horseshoe crab), 2499 nucleotides long. Its product is annotated as MFS-type transporter SLC18B1-like. The record is from RefSeq and is a predicted model, not a curated record. The transcript has 15 exons. The coding region runs from base 103 to 1782 and encodes 559 amino acids. Gene Ontology annotation, biological process: transmembrane transport. Lineage: Eukaryota; Metazoa; Arthropoda; Merostomata; Xiphosura; Limulidae. Gene Ontology annotation, molecular function: transmembrane transporter activity.